Molecule: messenger RNA, 576 nt
Organism: Marasmius oreades (fairy-ring Marasmius)
Lineage: Eukaryota; Fungi; Basidiomycota; Agaricomycetes; Agaricales; Marasmiaceae
Exons: 3
Coding region: 1-576 (191 amino acids)
Source: RefSeq, a predicted model, not a curated record
AUGAAUCGCUUCACCAAUACCAAUCCUUUUGCCGGAUGGUACAAUGGGCAGUCUUCCCCUUCGAUCUACGGCGCUCUGCCCUACGCCACGCCACCACCCGCUGCAAAUCUGGUUACAUUCUAUCUCACGUCGUUCAAUCCCGAUCUGUUCAACUGCACUGUCAUUGGACCUUCACAACGUCCAACCCACUAUAUCGUUACAGACCCUCAACAGCCGGGAUACACAAUAGUCAGGGAUGCUAAAGGGAAAAGCCUUGCACUUGUUGAAUGGCAAGCUCACCCUCUGGUCGAGGUACGAGGCGUCAUGUCCAAGCAGUACGUCAAAGAUUGGAUAUCCUUAUCCCCAGACAAAUGUUCACGGAAAAUGACUGUUUCCGAGAAACGAUAUGUCUGGGCUCCCGACGAUAAAUCCAUUAACUUGUACACGGGUAACGGGAACCCACAGUUUCUCGCACGAAUCACAAGAGGUCACAAUACAAUUACACUCGACUUGACUGGCGAAGCACUGCACUCGGGUCUUCUUGACGUUGCUGUGACUGCAACUUUGCUAUUGCAAUGUGGGCGCAAUAUCGACUGA